Messenger RNA from Kwoniella mangroviensis CBS 8507, 990 nucleotides. RefSeq lists its product as uncharacterized. NCBI's taxonomy places the organism in Eukaryota, Fungi, Basidiomycota, Tremellomycetes, Tremellales, Cryptococcaceae. The transcript is spliced from 5 exons. Gene Ontology annotation, cellular component: cytoplasm. The record is from RefSeq and is a predicted model, not a curated record. Gene Ontology annotation, biological process: post-chaperonin tubulin folding pathway; tubulin complex assembly. The coding region runs from base 1 to 990 and encodes 329 amino acids.
AUGUCCAACAUCUCUCUAAUCCAGGCAAGCGAGUUCCAUACCUACUUCAGCCAACAGCGACAGAGUAUUUGUGAUGGUCUCAACUCGUCGUCCGACCUGUCCGACCUCAAUUCGAAGAUAUCAGAUCUACGCACUCGUGUCGAUCAGAUAUCAGCUUUGAUACCUGUUUACGAUAGAGUUAAAUAUGAUAAACAAUUAACAGAGUUGGAAAGACAAGUAUCAUCUAUAAGGACGAUGGAUAAACCAAAGUCGAAAUUUAGUUUUAAUAAAUCAAAAAAGUCUAGCAGUACCAAGUAUUCCUCUACACCCAAACCGGGAAUCUCAUCAUCAUCUCAACCUCAGGGUGAAGUAUCCACAUUCACAUCAAUUUCGUCACCCAAUACUCAUACCAUAUCUAAUCUCUCUCACCGAUUGAUCCGACCCCCUAAAGAUGUUAUCGGAACAUACACCCUAUCCCUCUCGAACCUCUCAGACUGUAUCAUAGAUCUUCGUUCGGGUGUACAUGACGACAGGCAUGGAGAGACCAAGGAUCAAGCUAGGUUGACAGCUGUACAUGGGAAAUCUCUCGAGAGGUGUGUGGUAAUCACGCCAGUGGUAGGAGGAAGUAUAUUGUUGAAUGAGGUUAGAGGGAGCUUGCUGGUACUGGGCUGUCAGCAGUUCCGUAUCCACUCUUCAUCAGAUACUACUAUCCUCCUUCAUGUCGACUCCUUACCAGUUAUUGAACACUGUACUAAACUCAAGUUUGGAUCUUAUCCUUAUGGAUUGCAUGAUGAGAAUACCAACCUGAACCUGAACUUAAAUUAUCAGAAAGUGCAAGAUUUCGAUUGGCCUCUACCUACUCCUUCACCCAAUUGGAUUCUCCUAUCAACAGACGAGCAAUCAGAUCAGGAACAUGGUUCGUUGAUAAGGACGAUAGAAGGCGUGAGAAGUGACGAAGAGGUCGAUGAGAUAGUAAGAUCACUUCUAAAUUCGAACACAGAUAGUUCGUAG